UAGGCUCCUGUCCAGACCGCCAAGUGUCUGGCAGGCGUCAAGUUGGAGCACCCGCUUGUUCGUCGUUUAUCCACUCUUUGUGAUUUGCUUGUGCUUCCAACAUCAUGAAAUACAUUUUGGUGACCGGGGGCGUGAUCAGCGGAGUCGGCAAGGGUGUUAUUGCAAGUUCUUUUGGAACAAUACUAAAAAAUUGCGGCAUUCCUGUGACAUCUAUCAAGAUUGAUCCAUAUAUAAAUAUAGACGCCGGCACAUUUUCACCUUAUGAACAUGGUGAGGUUUACGUUUUGGACGACGGAGGCGAGGUUGAUCUUGAUUUAGGUAAUUACGAACGUUUCCUGGACGUUACGCUUCAUAGAGAUAAUAAUAUAACGACUGGGAAAAUCUAUCAAUCUGUUAUUAAUAAGGAGAGAAAGGGCGACUAUCUUGGAAAGACUGUACAAGUCGUUCCACAUAUCACAGAUGCAAUUCAAGAAUGGGUAGAUAGAGUUGGUAAUGAAUCAGUAACUCAAGAUGGAAGCAAACCAGUCGUCUGCAUUGUGGAGCUCGGCGGCACUAUCGGAGACAUCGAAGGCAUGCCUUUUGUAGAAGCAUUCAGGCAGUUUCAAUUUCGCGUAAAGAAGGAAAACUUUUGUUGCGCUCAUGUAUCUCUGGUGCCGCAGCCACGCUCAACAGGGGAACCGAAAACAAAACCGACCCAAUCGAGCGUAAGGGAAUUACGUGGAUUGGGCUUAUCACCAGAUUUAAUAGUGUGUCGAUCUGAAAAGCCUAUCGGCGAUUCGGUUAAAGAAAAAAUUUCAAACUUCUGUCACGUCGCUCCUGAGCAGGUUCUUACGAUUCAUGAUUUGUCAUCGAUCUACCGGGUUCCGCUUCUGAUGGAAAGUCAAGGAAUCAUCGAAUUUCUCAAUGACAGACUUCAAUUAAACAUAGUGAUGCCAAGGCCACGUUACUUCAUGCGCAAAUGGAGAGAUCUUGCCGAGCGCAUCGAUCAUUUGCGCAAAGAAGUAAAUAUUGCACUUGUCGGGAAAUACACCAAACUAGAAGACUCUUAUGCCUCUGUGACUAAAGCGUUACAGCACGCAUCUGUCGAAGUAGGAUACAGAGUAAAAUUAACGUAUAUCGAAGCAGCAAAUUUGGAACAGGCCAUGAAACAAGAAAAUCCAGUAUUAUAUCACGAAGCUUGGCAACAACUUUGCAAGAGCAAUGGUGUGAUAGUUCCUGGUGGGUUUGGAAAAAGAGGCAUCGAGGGUAAGAUAGAAGCGUGCAAAUGGUGCCGUAUGAACGAUAAGCCUUUCCUUGGUAUUUGUAUGGGAUUACAAGCGGCUGUUAUCGAAUUCGGUCGUAACGUCUUGGGCGUGGCAGGCGCCAAUAGCACAGAAAUUGAUCAAUACACAGAUCAUCCAAUUGUUAUUGAUAUGCCUGAACAUAAUCCAGGUCAAAUGGGUGGAACGAUGAGACUGGGCAAAAGAUACACUCGUUUCACUGCAGCCAAUUCCAUAAUCAAACAAUUAUAUGGCAAUAAAGAGGGUGUCGAAGAGAGGCACCGACAUCGGUACGAAGUCAAUCCAAAGUACGUUGAUGACUUGGAGACAGCGGGUCUGAAAUUCGUAGGUCACGACGAUGAAAAGGUUCGAAUGGAAAUAAUCGAACUCGAAGGACAUAGUUACUAUGUUGCCACACAAUUUCAUCCAGAGUAUUUAUCAAGACCUUUGAAACCCUCUCCACCGUUCCUGGGUCUCAUCUUAGCCAGUGUAGGAAAGUUAAAAAAUUACUUAGCUAGGGGUUGCAGACUUUCACCUCGACAACUCAGUGACAACGAGUCGGAUGAGGAUUAUCCAAUAGAUCCCUUAGUCAAAUUACAGAUAUCCGGUACGUCGAGUAAUGGUAGUACAUGUUCAAGUAAUUAAUUGUUGCAAUAUUCUGAAAUUUGCAUACGAGAUAAGAUUAUAAUUAUGGAACGUAGUUAAAACUAUUUCACAUAAACUCAAUGUUCGUCCAGGUCUCCUUACUGUUUGCUCAAUCAUUUGCGAAGGUGCUCAGUACUCAUUAUUAUAUUCCAAUCCAAUGUUUAGUACUGCAGUUGUUUUAAAAAAGAUCUGAAUGGAGUUUUAUAUAAUCAUCGUUAAUAUCAGAUUUAAUUUUUAAUUUAUUGUGUUCAAUGGUCGAUAUUUUUAUUUUUGAUCUCGAUUCGCAUGUCUACUUCCGAUCCAAGUUUAGGCAAAUUUUAUCACUCAUUCAGUUGUCAUAUCCAAUAAAGGAGAAAAACACAUGAUGAGCGUGCACUUAAUUGCUUUACGGCACAUCAAAAUCAUGUGUCGUUAGGCUAAAUUCGUAUGUAAUGUUGUUGACCUAGCAUAUGGAAAUUGAAGAUACACAUCCUUUACACAUAAGUGCAUUGUAACUUUAUAAUCAUUUAAGUUUAAUGAAUAGUGUAUUGCUCUUAUUAAAUAUAUACCUUUUGUAUUAUUUACCAUAA
Messenger RNA from Cephus cinctus (wheat stem sawfly), 2473 nucleotides. RefSeq names its product CTP synthase (gene Ctps). The coding region runs from base 105 to 1904 and encodes 599 amino acids. Lineage: Eukaryota; Metazoa; Arthropoda; Insecta; Hymenoptera; Cephidae. Gene Ontology annotation, biological process: CTP biosynthetic process; pyrimidine nucleobase biosynthetic process. The record is from RefSeq and is a predicted model, not a curated record. Gene Ontology annotation, molecular function: CTP synthase activity; identical protein binding. Gene Ontology annotation, cellular component: cytoplasm; cytoophidium. The transcript has 11 exons.